GUUGGCUGCAAAAAAGAAUAAAAAGAAAAGCAAACUCCAAUCGAUUCAAAAUUUUAAACAGAAACCGAAAUGCGCCAAAAAUCUUUUCAGAAAACCAGAAUCACAUUACAUGGAUUCUAAAUCUUACACCGGAAAUACCAAUCGUUAUUCAUUUACUCAGGUUCAAUUUAUUUUUUUCAAACCCUAGAAAUAAGAAGAAAUUGAACCCCAAAUCAGAAAACAAGAAAUUCAAUUCUCAUGGCACAAGGUAACUCCUACGAAGAAGCACGGAGAAAACGAUUAGAAGAUAAUAAGAGACGAUUUCAGGAAUUGGGUGUUUUAAAGAUAGCAAGCAGUUUAUCAGAUGUUAUCAAAGAGAAAAACAAGAUUCCGAGGAAACAUAAAGUGAGAUCAAAUCCAUAUCCAGUGAACCCUGAUUUAGUGAGAUGCUCUUCACGACCUCGAAAUCAAGUUGCUUACUACGAAGGGAAAAAUCGCAAAACAAGCUUCAUAGAAGGAGUUGCAACUGAAGCAGAACGAUCCGACACAUUGAAGCGUGCCAAUAGCUUUCAAAGUGGUUUGCUGUCUAGAAACCCAUCUUUUGUUAAAUCACUGUCUCUUUCUUAUGUGUGCCGGACCCGGAACUUUGGUCUGUAUAUACCGUCGGAAAUCUGCAACAAUCACCUUCCUAAGGAACCAAAACUGAGAAUUAUGUUAGAAGAUGGGAAUGGUUCAGUGUAUGGGACAAAUUACAAUUGGGUAACUGGGUUUAUCAAUACUGGAUGGAAAACAUUUUGUAUGGAUCAUAAGUUGGAUUUUGGUGAUGCCCUGGUAAUUGAGCUUAUUAAGCCAACAAGAUUUAAGGUACAUAUAUUUAAGGUUUCCAACGAUGUUGGUGAUGUGAAGGUUGAUGAACCGAUCAAAGCUACAGAAAGUAAAUCUUCCAAGACAGUGGAUGCUGAAAGAAUCUGCCAAAAGUUGUAACUCGAAAGAAGCUGAACACUGUGAUGCAAUUAACACUAGAUCGUUGGUUAAUCCGGAGACUAAUUUUUUGCGGAAGAACUCGGACUAACAAAAGCUAAACUGGACAGUAGAAGGGAAAUUUUGACGAAAAACUGUUGCAACACGAUCCUUUUGGUCAGUUUAAGUAUAGUACUAACGGAUAUUAUUUUUAUGUAGUAAUAUUAUGUGUACAAUGUACAAUGUUAUUCUGGAUAUUUGAAUCUGAAACUGAAAUACUCCAGUGAAGGGAGUAUAUUUGAUGUGAA
This is a messenger RNA of Papaver somniferum (opium poppy), 1247 nucleotides long. Its product is annotated as B3 domain-containing protein Os05g0481400-like. NCBI's taxonomy places the organism in Eukaryota, Viridiplantae, Streptophyta, Magnoliopsida, Ranunculales, Papaveraceae. Bases 238 to 963 code for a protein of 241 amino acids. Gene Ontology annotation, molecular function: DNA binding. The record is from RefSeq and is a predicted model, not a curated record. The transcript is spliced from 6 exons.